UUUCUCGGUGCUGCAGCCCGAUAUCACAACCAAUACGCGGAAUGACCUUGAGGAGGGCCACAACAUAGUUACCGAAGCAUCCGCGAUCCCCCAACCUAAACAGCGACAAACAGCCGAAGGAUCCACGAAAUACGGGGAAAGGAAACGGGUGGCAAAAAAACAAACCCCAAAAAAAAAACAAAGCCUUUCGCAAAGGCCAAAUGCUCUUCCAAGUCCGCCCUUGGAGGCUGGUCACUGCGCUGCCCUGGGUCCUCGCCGUGCUCGUGGCCGGCUUCUUCGUCACGCGGCUGGUCGGGUUCCUGCACAUCUUUGGGGUGCUCCAACCGCACUCGGGAAUCCGGAUCACGCAGGGAGAGAUUGAGCUCGCCCACAACCGAGGCCGGGACCCCAGCGACCGGCCCGUCGUGCCCCGGAUAACCCACCAAAUCUUCCACGCCUGGAAGCACCCCGGGAACGACACCUUGCCCGGCCACUGGGCGCACGCCCGCGAGAGUUGUCGAUUGCACAACCCGGACUGGGAACACAAGAUCUGGUAUACGGACAACUCGCGGGAGUUUUUACGGGAUAACUACCCAUGGUUCCUACCGACAUAUGAUGGUUACAAAUUCCCCAUCCAGAGGAUAGACGUGCUCCGGUACUUUCUGCUGCGUCACUAUGGGGGCAUCUACCUCGAUCUAGAUAAUGGCUGCGCGGCGAGCCUAGAUCCCCUGACCUACUACCCCGCCUUCACGACCGACGGGGGCCGCGGGGCGCUGAGCAACAACAUCAUGGGCGGACAGUCGGGCCACCCUUACUUCCACCUGCUGACGGAGAACCUGGCGGCGUGGGACUGGAACUGGCUGCUGCCGUACGUCAUCAUCAGCUACUGCAGCGGGCAGUGGUACGUGACGGCCAUGUGGGAGCGGUACCACCGGCUGCUGCAGCUGACGCCCGGAUCCGCCGGCGGCUCCGUGGCGGGGCUCGAGUCGCUCGGGCGCGGCUGGCGGCCCCUCCACCACGUGCUCAUGGACAUGCGGGACGGCGCCGAUCCGUGGGUCUACUUCACCCAGGUCCGCGGCGGCACCUGGUCCAACUGGGACAGCGACAUCUUCCCCUGGAUCGGGGACCACCUCCCCGAGCUGGCCGGCGCCGCCGCCCUGGCCUCGGGACUGGUGGCUUGGUUCUGUCUGUGGUGCGUCAGGAGGCGGAGGACGCGCGACAGGGGCAAGGGGUACCUGCCGCUGGCCGUCGAGGAGCAUGCCCUGGCUUCGAGGAGGUGAUGCGUGCCGUCCGCGCCGUCUCCUCUUUAACCCCCUUUUUUGUAUGACUUUAGAUUGUGGCUUGCGGGCGGGGUAUGGCCGCAGCUUUAAUUGUUAAUCGAGGUUGUUGUAACAGUCAUUGUUUUUGCUUUGUAUUUUUUUUCCCCCAUCAUCAUCAGCUCUACUACCAAACUUUAAUGAAAG
Molecule: messenger RNA, 1442 nt
Organism: Pyricularia oryzae 70-15
Lineage: Eukaryota; Fungi; Ascomycota; Sordariomycetes; Magnaporthales; Pyriculariaceae
Exons: 3
Coding region: 201-1259 (352 amino acids)
Biological process (GO): mannosyl-inositol phosphorylceramide biosynthetic process
Molecular function (GO): mannosyltransferase activity
Source: RefSeq, a predicted model, not a curated record